This is a messenger RNA of Cryphonectria parasitica EP155, 477 nucleotides long. RefSeq lists its product as uncharacterized. NCBI's taxonomy places the organism in Eukaryota, Fungi, Ascomycota, Sordariomycetes, Diaporthales, Cryphonectriaceae. Bases 1 to 477 code for a protein of 158 amino acids. The transcript is spliced from 2 exons. The record is from RefSeq and is a predicted model, not a curated record.
AUGUCUCGCUACACCAUACUACCCGAGUCCUUUAUGGCCCCAGACCCCUUCUCCCCCUACCUCCGCGUCUCCUUCCGCCGGCCCCAAGAGAGCCGUGAUCCCAUUUACCCCGCCUCUGGCCUCCAGCUCUCCUUCCGCCGCGCCAGCGACAAAUACGACCAGGAAGUCUUCCUCAACCACCGCAUCACCGCCGCCGACAUCCAGCACACCAGCGCCGGCCUGUGCACGGUGCUGCUCGGCAGGGACGAGGUGCCCAGGUACCGGGCUCACAAAAGGCGGGGGCAGCAGCAGCAGCAGAAGAAGCAGGGAAGAGGUGGUGCUGCUGGUGGUGGCGGCGCAAUGGAGGAGGAGGAGGAGGAGGAACCAGAGGUGCUGGUGAGGCUGCAUGCUUGGAGGGGGGAAAGGCACUUGGGGGCUUGGGAGGUUGGGAGGCUUCGUGGGAGGGAUGUUUUUCUAGUUAUGGAUGGGGACGAGUGA